AUGGCUGAUGCUAGUCGCGGUCGUGGUGGUCGUGUUGGCGGCGGCGUGCAACUUUCCAUGCUCGCCCUGCUUCUUCUGCUUUCCGUCGGCGCCGCCCGAGCGGCCGACGACGGCGAGGCACGGGCAGGGGAGAAGGUUGCGGCGGCAUGGACGGGCGGGCUGAGCCGGCGGAGCUUUCCCAAGGGGUUCGUGUUCGGGACGGCGGCGUCGGCCUACCAGGUAGAGGGCAUGGCGCACAAGGACGGCCGCGGGCCAAGCAUAUGGGACGCCUUCAUCAAGAUCCCGGGCGAGAUCGCGAACAACGCCACCGCGGACGUCACUGUUGACGAGUACCAUCGCUACAAGGAGGACGUGAAUAUCAUGAAAAAGAUGGGGUUUGAUGCUUACCGAUUUUCAAUCUCUUGGUCAAGAAUAUUCCCAAAUGGAACUGGAAAAGUGAAUUGGAAAGGAGUGGCAUACUAUAACAGGUUGAUAAACUACAUGUUGAAGAUAGGCAUUACACCUUAUGCAAAUCUGUAUCACUAUGACUUACCAGAGGCACUAGAGGUCCAAUAUGGAGGGCUGUUGAACAGAAAAGUGGUGAAAUCAUUUGCAGACUAUGCCGAUUUCUGCUUCAAGACAUUUGGCGACAGAGUAAAGAACUGGAUGACAUUUAACGAGCCAAGGGUAGUUGCUGCCCUAGGAUAUGACGAUGGUAAAUUCGCACCUGGAAGGUGCACAAAAUGCAAGGCUGGAAACUCCGCUACCGAGCCUUACAUCGUUGCUCAUCACCUCAUUCUUUCCCAUGCUGCUGCAGUUCAGAGAUACAGGCAAAAGUAUCAGAUUACACAAAAGGGAAGGAUUGGAAUUCUUCUGGACUUUGUCUGGUAUGAGGCUCUCACAAAUUCAACAGCUGACCAAGCUGCAGCUGAAAGAUCAAGAGACUUCCAUGUAGGAUGGUUUCUGCACCCAAUCAUCUACGGUGAAUAUCCCAAAUCGGUCCAAAAAAUCGUGAAGGAAAGGCUUCCAAAGUUCACAGCUGAUGAGGUCAACAUAGUCAAAGGCUCCAUCGACUAUGUUGGAGUCAACCAGUAUACUGCUUAUUAUGUUCGUGAUCAGCAGCCAAAUGCAACAACUCUGUUUAGCUACUCGUCUGAUUGGCAUGCUGAAUUUGUUUAUGAACGCAACGGUGUGCCAAUCGGACCAAGGGCAAAUUCAGAUUGGCUCUACAUCGUGCCUUGGGGACUGUACAAAGCUGUCACUUACGUCAAGGAGAAGUAUGGCAACCCCACAAUGUUUCUAUCUGAAAACGGCAUGGAUGACCCAGGCAAUGUCACCGUCGCCCAGGGCGUGCACGACGCGACGAGGGUUGCCUACUACCGGAGCUACAUCAGCAAGCUGAAGGAGGCGAUCGACGGCGGCGCCAACUGCGUGGGCUACUUCGCCUGGUCCCUGCUGGACAACUUCGAGUGGAAGCUGGGUUACACGUCCAGGUUCGGCCUGGUCUACGUCGAUUUCAAGACACUCAGACGGUACCCCAAGAGUUCAGCAUACUGGUUCAGGGAUGUCAUCACCGGCAAAAACUGA
Molecule: messenger RNA, 1566 nt
Organism: Miscanthus lutarioriparius
Lineage: Eukaryota; Viridiplantae; Streptophyta; Magnoliopsida; Poales; Poaceae
Source: the annotation of a GenBank genome assembly